AUGGCGUCCGUACGCUUUGAAGACGGCGGAGAUGGCGGAGGCGAUGACGAAGCGUCCCCAGAGGUCGAGCCAUUUGGCGUAGUUGACAGAGGUAUGGCAUUGGAAGAUUUUGAGAGAGAAGAGGCGCAAGGAUUUGAUGGGCCGAACGUUUGGAAAGCCGUGGAUAAUGUCGACGAGACGAAGGCAACUAUUGGUGUUGCUCAAGAUGCCGCAUGGAAUCAAGCAAGAGUUGAAAUGCAGUUCAUUCGCCAGAAAAUGGAGCGGCUGUGUGGGAGCCAGCGGCCCAAAUUUGCUGCAAUCUUCAACCUGUUAUUUGGCCCCGAGAGCGAGGUCUAUCGAUGUUUCAAAGAAGAGAAGAUCUUCGAUUGUCAUGACGAUUUCCUUCACUUUGUGUUGACAUUCUUCCUUUCCUCCUCCUACCAAGUUUCCACCAAACAACUAUUCGAUAAGUACAGUCGAAUUAACUUGGAAGGAGCCCUCUCGAAAGAAGAAUAUUCAGUUUAUUGGAAGAAGAUUGGAACAGCAUCGCUGCCAUCAUUACAAGAGCGAAAUCGAAGCUUGACGCCUACAGGAAUGGUCCCUUUCUGGAUGAAACUAGAAGGUUCAAUCAACAACUAUGGCCGUGAAAUCUUUAUCGAAGGCUUUCCUGGGCCUGUCAUGCAGGUUACUUUGGAUGAUGACAAACCACACGCGCACGGCAACACCUAUACGGCUGGUCUGAAAUCCAUGCGACACGUCAAAGACAAUGUGCCUGGGCAUACCCUCCACACUCUGGUCCUUUCAUACUCUCAGGUUCCAGUACAGAUAGCAUGGGAACGAGAGGUAAACGACAGCUCUGAAACAGCAACCGAGCGGAUCUUUAGCCAAGGAAUCACUCCAAUGGCGGCCCAAGGAGGGGGUGAUCUCCGCCCUAUUUCCUGUGCUAAAGAUCGAGGCUAUUGGACCCAUUCAAUUCUACAUCAGUAUUUCAUGAAAGCAGGUGCAAAGAUCCGAGCUGGGACUGUGAAGAGGCAGCCCUGCAUUCCAAUGACGUACCGUCAAAAUAUAACAGGGAAGGAUACCCGUGUCGAUGUGCCGGUUACUGGCGCUCGAACUCUCCAGAUCAUGGAGACCACAAGCCACGGAAGAAAGCUCUAUUGCCAGGCGUUUCGAAAUGGAACUGGUGGUGUAACACUUGGCAUCUCUACUGAGCACGGAGCUCUUCCUGAAUGGGAGCUAGUGCUUGCGAAACCGCAGGAUUUGGUCUGGUACGAUGACCCUGGUCUCUCGGAAGACGAUCGUUUGAAGAAGAGCUUCUUGCAACUAAGGACAACAUUUGACAAUGGAACAAAGACGCUGUAUGAAGAUCUUGCAGCAGACCUUCUAUCCGAGCUACACGAUCUGCCAGUGCGAGCUUUAACAACAACACAAGGCUCGCCGGAAUGGUUCAUGCUCCGAAAGUUUUCCCUUACAUCGUCAACAACAGACAGAGCAAUUGCCGCUUGUGUAGGAGACGAAGAUUGGUUAGAGCACAGUGCUUCGUGGAUGACAAUCAAAGGCAUGCUUGAAGGUCUUGUCGUCGAUGUCGAUGAACCGAGAGGAAAAGAUAAUGCUGAUGAUGAUGCAGCAAAUGAUGGCGAUGCUUCUGUUCAGAGCGGCGCUCUCAGUGACGAUACCAGCCAACAAGAAGCAGAGGAACAAGCAGAAGGGAAUGGCGACAACUCCGUGAAGCUAUCGCUUGCUGGGCUGUUGGAUUCGGAGGGGCUGAUCCAGACGGCAAAGCAUCAAAUCCAAUUUGAUGAGAUCGACAUGGCCCAAGUCCGAGCGAUCUUGAAAGAGCUGGGUAAGAAUCCUUCCGCUGCAAAGGAUGAAGCGAAGAAGAACAAAACCGACUUGAAAAGCUUCAACAUAUUCCUUGAUGCCGAGCCUCGUCUUCGUCGACACGUCUUCAAAACAAAGAAACAUCUCUCCGCUAUUGCCACCAAGCUGGGGAUUGCCGAUGAUGGAGCAAACCAAGAAACAAUCCGAAAGGCAAUCGAUUCUCAUCUCCGCUCGCAUCCAGAGGCUGUUAUUGAGGUCACACUAAGCAAACAACAGCAGAAGAAGGAACAAAUUGCAUUGCUGUCCGAUAAGAACAAGUUGUUGCUCACAGUUGUGAAAGCAGGCUACUUGGAUCCUUUGAAAGGCGACGCUAAGAAGCACACAAGACGAGGGCAUCAACUUGAAUGCCACAUCAUGCGUGCUUGUCUUCGAGAGCUGGACGAAGAGGGCAUGGACAGCCCCAUGAAGCUCAUAGCUGCCUGCACGGCUCCUCUAGUUGAACGAAAGCAACAACGAUACGUUCGAGGAUCGAUCGAUUUCCUGGCCUUCGCCUCUGUGGACGAUAUCGAUGUCGUUCCAAUUGGUGUUGAAAUUAAGUCAAGAGUCGCGGCAAGGACCGAUCAGCAAGCCACACAUCAAGCUGAAGUGAUUCGUCGGCUCCUUGGCGAAGAUAGAACGCCUCGACAGCGACAGCGGAAGUACUUUUCGGUGCGAGCCGAUUCGGACAAAUUCAAGAGGAUUGUCAACAGCACUCACGAAGCUAUUCAGGUCUUGCAUCAUGCAUUCGUUUACGAUCUUGAAUACGUUCUCUUGCUUGUCGGUGACAAUGGCGGAGCUGUGGUGUACGGAGUGUUUGUUCUUGUGUCGGAUGCUAUCAAAGAGGCCUACGGAGACGUGUUAGAGGACGUCUACAGCAGCUGUCUUCGUUGGAUGUACGAUGAUAACACUGCAGGUCCAUCAGACGAUGAGCUCCAGACAGUGCUUGACAAUGUUGAGGUGAAUAAGUCAAGCUUGGACGGUCACAGCUUUAAAAUGGAGCUAGCACUGUGGAAGGACAUCAACAACAACAUGACCUUACCCAUCCCACGCUUACGACACAUCAUCCCAUUGAUAUUUUCAUAUUGGAAUACUCUCAAAGGUGGAUCAGACGCUACAACGAACUUGAUUUGGCACUGCCAAUACAGUGUGCCCAACAAUGAAAAUCAAAGUGUCGCGACAGCUCGAAUGCUCUCACUUGUCGGCGUCCACGUCCAUCGGAUGUACCAAAUUGCUACGGCUAGAGAGGACCUCAAUCGAUACUCUUGCCUCAAGCGUUUCCGCGACUCUGCAACCGAGAGAGCUUCCUUCAAAAAGACACAGUUUUUGAUUAUCGAUCACAUCACAAAGCACUUUGCCCCGGAAGAAACGGCAGCACCUGUUACUCCACCAAGAGCGACAGCAGCAGCCGCAGGCAGAGGAACUAGAUCGCAGGCAAACGUCGAACGUACGGAAGUUGCUUUGAUUGUGACAAACAAGACACCAAAGCGUGGAGUGCUAGCAAAAUAUAGCUCUCUGGAAGAGAAACUGGUCAGCGGACGACUAGACAAAGCAAGCCAAUUUGUGUUGGAGAGAUCAAAAGGCCAUGCUGGAAUUCCUGUGAAGAGAAUUGGCGACAAUGGAGAUCUCAACGGGAAAGGGAGCCGAGGCUCUUGUAUUGUUUGCGGUGCGCAGACCCAUUGCUUCUGCCUGCACUGUAAGCAGUUCAUGUGCGAUACACAGUCGGAGAGAGCGCUGAAGCUAGCAGCUUGGAAGCCACAUGUCAUCAUCAACGGAGAUAGCGACAAACCUAUCCACAUCCAAAGGACGUGCUUUUAUCAUUACCACAAGCAAGGGCAAGAGAUGGCUUUGGGCGAUCUCGCAAAGCGAGCAGCGAACUUGAAUCUAUGA
Molecule: messenger RNA, 3726 nt
Organism: Seminavis robusta
Lineage: Eukaryota; Bacillariophyta; Bacillariophyceae; Naviculales; Naviculaceae
Source: the annotation of a GenBank genome assembly